AUGGGCAACAAAGAAGGCAUGCUCAUACCUGUAGAAGCACCAAGCACCAAGGGAGAUAAAGAGAGAGAGAGAGAGUCACGACAGGAACAAGGGCAAUCUCCGUCACUUGACGAUUGCUUGAAGCUAUUGAAAGGCGAGAGAGACGAGCAACGCCUUGCUGGCCUUUUUCUUGACACCAAAUUUUGCAAAGGUGAAGAUGUUGCUUCUCUACGUAAAGUUUAUGAUGCAGUAGGCGUUCACUUUCUCGAUAAGCUGAGGACUGAUUUAGACUCCAUUUCUGAUGCAUGUGAAAACUCUUGGGAGCAAGAUGAGAGAAAUUUAACUGAGAUGGUUUGCAUUUCAACAUGUGUGAUGAAAACAACUGUUUUGAUGGUAGUAUCAGGUACUCGUCUUGCAUGGAAAACCACAGGCAAAUUGGAUGGGGAUUGUUAUGGUGUUUUGAAUAUUCUGUUUUGGAGGAUUGCUUCUUCUGAGUAUGGAGCCAUAACUUUGUAUGAAUCUGGGGGCAUGAAAUUCUUAGCUUCUCAAAUGUGUACUUUGCCUGAUGAUGAUGGAGCUUGCUAUGAAAAUGGUACAAUAUAUGCUAAGAAAGCUGCCUCAGGACUCCAUUACCAACAAAUGCCUAUCUUAGCUGCCAAUGGUAGUGGUGCCAAUAGCAAGCAACUGCUUCAUGAUGCACUGUGUGUGAGGGCAGGGAACAAUUGGCCAAAUUAUAUGCGUGUUGGCAUUGUUGCUAUUUUACAAAAUCGAGUGGAGAAUAUAACUUACAAUUUGGAUGAAACUUAUCAAUAUUUUUUUAUCCAUUCAAUCACAGCAUCUUUUGAGAAGCUUCAUGCCCUUAUUUUGGCUGAAUCUAUGGUGUCCAUAUUUGGGGAACGCUAG
Molecule: messenger RNA, 882 nt
Organism: Hevea brasiliensis (rubber tree)
Lineage: Eukaryota; Viridiplantae; Streptophyta; Magnoliopsida; Malpighiales; Euphorbiaceae
Exons: 9
Coding region: 1-882 (293 amino acids)
Source: RefSeq, a predicted model, not a curated record